Molecule: messenger RNA, 507 nt
Organism: Gracilinanus agilis (Agile Gracile Mouse Opossum)
Lineage: Eukaryota; Metazoa; Chordata; Mammalia; Didelphimorphia; Didelphidae
Product: adrenodoxin-like
Exons: 4
Coding region: 1-507 (168 amino acids)
Biological process (GO): P450-containing electron transport chain; positive regulation of oxidoreductase activity
Cellular component (GO): mitochondrion
Molecular function (GO): 2 iron, 2 sulfur cluster binding
Source: RefSeq, a predicted model, not a curated record
AUGAUGCCCAGCUUGGUUCUUGGACUUGCCCAGGUUCUGCCAUCCACCUUGGCCAGAUGCCUGCCCACCAUGGCCUGGUUACUCCCUGCCAGGCUACAGCCAUGGAGGACGUUCAGUACCUCUCGACUGCUCCAAGAUGAAGUUCAAGAUUCCGGUCCCCAGCAGCAGCUGACUGUGAAUUUCAUAAACCACCUGGGGAAGAAGAUCACCGUUCCCGUGAAGGAAGGUCAGAACAUGCUCCAGUUGGUGCAAAAACACAACUUGAACUUCCCAGGCUUCGGGGCUUGCAGAGGGACUCUGGCCUGUUGUACCUGCCACCUCAUCCUGGACAAGGAAGUCUUCCACAAGCUGGAUCCUGUCUCCGAAAAUGAGCUGGACAUGUUGGACCUGACCUGUGGUGUCACAGCCACAUCCCGUCUGGGUUGCCAGCUGUGUAUGACCAAAGACAUGGAUAAACAGAAUAUCUGGGUCCCGAAGGGAGUCACUGAAUCCUACACACCCCAGUAA